Aedes aegypti (yellow fever mosquito) is the source of this 2925-nucleotide messenger RNA. RefSeq names its product sodium/hydrogen exchanger 8 (gene Nhe1). The coding region runs from base 274 to 2280 and encodes 668 amino acids. The record is from RefSeq and is a predicted model, not a curated record. Gene Ontology annotation, molecular function: sodium:proton antiporter activity. Gene Ontology annotation, cellular component: Golgi apparatus; membrane. NCBI's taxonomy places the organism in Eukaryota, Metazoa, Arthropoda, Insecta, Diptera, Culicidae. Gene Ontology annotation, biological process: proton transmembrane transport; regulation of pH; sodium ion transport. The transcript is spliced from 3 exons.
UUCGAAAACUCGAUCCAACCCGAUUCAGCUCGCAACGCGAAGAGUCGCGAAGCCAUUCCUGACGAUGGCUCAGUCAAAACAGUUUUGCUCGGUAAUAAAAUCAGUUUGUUCUCUUUAUUGCUUGUGAACAGUAAAAAUCGGUCUCCUCGUUGAUAAUUCGUGGUGUUUUCGAUCUACUGAGUGUACAAUUUCCGUCGAAAAAGAGCUAUGCUGUGAAAAAGUUUCGUGGAGCCAUCGCCAAAAACAAACCCCAAUUUGCUCUUCCCGAAAGCUAUGACUCAGAGCCUCAAGGACACAAUGAAGUCCGGAUUUAUCUAUUUUCUGCUGAUCUGUGGAUUUCUUUUCACCACAUUCUACAACGUUGCAUCAGAGGUGGAACUUCCCGCUGGUCUGUCGUCUGUGGGACCCCCGGCAAAGGAACCAGAUGUUAACUUGAGCACCGUCAUUCCUUCGGAACCGCAACAGAAAAAGGACGAUUCGGUGAAGGAACUGCCGAAGAAUGCCACGACAACAAUGUCCCCGGAAAAGAACGCCGUCGAGCAGGAACACUACAGCUCGAUGUCGAUAUUCUUCGUGCUGUGCGUGAUUGCGCUGGGGAUUCUUCUGAUCCACAUGAUGCUGCAGACCGGAUUCCAGUAUCUUCCGGAGAGUAUCGUAGUGGUGUUCUUGGGCGCCCUGAUAGGGCUAAUCCUGAACAAUUCCUCCGUGAAGAAUAUUGCUAACUGGGAGCGGGAGGAGGUGUUCUCACCUACGGCAUUCUUUCUGGUCUUGUUGCCGCCGAUUAUCUUCGAGUCCGGUUACAAUCUGCACAAGGGUAACUUUUUCCAGAACAUCGGCUCGAUUCUGGUGUUUGCCAUCAUUGGCACGACCAUCUCUGCGCUGGUCAUCGGCUCCGGAGUGUACCUUCUCGGCCUGGCGGAAGUAGCCUACCGGUUGAACUUCGUCGAAUCGUUUGCCUUUGGAUCACUCAUUUCAGCCGUAGAUCCAGUGGCCACAGUUGCCAUAUUCCACGCCCUGGAUGUAGACCCGAUACUAAACAUGCUGGUCUUCGGGGAGAGCAUCCUCAACGAUGCCAUCUCCAUUGUCCUGACAACGACGGUGAUGCCGAUGGUUUCCGGUUCCGGUGGCCCGGAAGGAACCGGAGAGUCGAUCAUCUCCGCGCUGAACACGUUCUGUUUGAUGUUCUUCGCGUCGGCCGGAAUUGGAGUGGUGUUUGCGCUGAUGGGCGCCCUGCUGCUCAAACACGUGGACCUGCGGAAGCAUCCCUCGCUGGAGUUUGGGCUGAUGUUGGUGUUCACGUAUGCGCCCUAUGUGCUGGCCGAGGGCAUUCAUUUGUCAGGCAUCAUGGCAAUCCUCUUCUGCGGCAUCGUAAUGUCCCACUACACCCAUUUCAACCUGUCCACGGUUACUCAGAUCACGAUGCAGCAGACGAUGCGAACGUUGGCCUUUGUGGCGGAAACCUGCGUCUUUGCCUAUCUGGGACUGGCAAUCUUCUCGUUCAAGCAUCGCUGCGAGCUUUCGUUCGUCAUCUGGGCAAUCAUUCUCUGUCUAAUUGGCCGGGCGUGCAACAUUUUCCCCCUGGCGUGGUUGGUUAAUCGAUUCCGAGAGCACAAGAUCACCAACAAGAUGGCUUUCAUCAUGUGGUUUUCGGGCCUGCGGGGCGCAAUUUCCUAUGCACUUUCGUUGCACUUGCAGUUCUCGAGCGAGGAAACGAGACAUGUCGUCAUUACGACCACGUUGAUUAUCGUGCUCUUUACGACACUGUUCUUCGGGGGAUCGACCAUGCCUCUGAUGAAGUAUCUGUCCGGGGGGAAGAAGAGCCGCAAGAGCAUCCGAAGCAGCCGGCUCGGAAGGAAGAAGAAGGAGAAGGUACUGUCCCUGAGUAAGACACGUGAGUGGGGCCAAGCCAUCGACUCGGAACAUUUGUCCGAACUGACCGAAGAGGAGGAGGUGAGCUUCACGCAGUCCAAGCUGGUCGGAUUCGCGCGGUUGGAUAGGAAGUAUUUCACGCCGUUCUUCACCAGGAGGUUCACGCAUCAGGAAUUGCACGACUGCAAGAGCCAAAUGGCCGACCUGACGAACAAGUGGUACCAAGCGAUUCGAAUAUCGCCGGACGAUCUGGACGAGGAGGACGAAGAGGAUGAAGAUGUAGUAUCGGUUGCCGCAUCCGAUCGUUCGACGAACGGUUUGGUCGAUAAUGGCGGUCGUUCCACCCGCGGAAAGGGCCAGAGCAAUGCUACAACGGCAUCGGCUGGCGCUCCCAGUCGGGCAAAGUCCUGAUUGAGACAGCAACUGGAAGACGACAGCUCACUUUACAACACCUCACUGGACGUUGGAUCGGAAAUAUUUCUGUGAGCUAGUCUGUCGGGUGGCGGUCGGUAGGUAGGCUAUGAGUGUAUAUUUAUAUAUUUAUUGAAGGAAAAAAGUCAAGUCUAAAAAUGAUUUCGGGCAAUUGUGCUGUGAUUAUUGAGGAAAUCGUUUGUGGUAACUUGAAACGGGAAAGGGUCAACAAAGCUAGUUAACCAAAAUGGAAAUUUUUAAAACCGGACAACAUGAGUGCAAUGAAUGUUAUGUAUAUCUUGUAGCUAUAUGAUGUUAUAUGAAUAAUACAGGCGCUGAAGAGUUUCAGCGUUUGUGCAAAGUGAUACGAAGCAAACCAAACUAGUCGAAUGAUCAGUUUUCAAAGCUACACUCUCCACUAAUAAUGGUUUUUUGAAUACCUUCUAACACUAGCGGCAGAUCAUUCCAAAAUUGAACGUAGCUCUGCACAAAUUUCGCAAACUCUAACGUAGAAUAUUCAAACUGAACAGUAUAUCUUCAUCCACUUGGAAGCUUAUGAAUUAUUAUAACAUCUAUUAAAAUCCUUUGAAGAGUUAUGUUUGAUCGUUGUUGUAAUGUAAUAUACUUAUUGUAGUGUAAUAUAUA